Molecule: messenger RNA, 1621 nt
Organism: Dendrobium catenatum
Lineage: Eukaryota; Viridiplantae; Streptophyta; Magnoliopsida; Asparagales; Orchidaceae
Product: probable sodium/metabolite cotransporter BASS1, chloroplastic
Exons: 8
Coding region: 62-1351 (429 amino acids)
Cellular component (GO): membrane
Source: RefSeq, a predicted model, not a curated record
CUAAGAGUCAAGACACGUGACGGCCGUGUCUCGCUAGUCCAGCACCGCUCUGACACUUCCCAUGUCGGCAACAAAUCUCCUCCAACCGCCGUCAUCCUCCGCUUUCUUCGCCGGAGCUAAAACAUCAAAGGCAACACACCAAUCAUCCUCGCGUAAAUUGAACUUCUCCCCAAUCCAUCCCACUCCACUACAUUCGCUUUCAUCCUUGAAUCCCUUGCCCAUCUCAGCAUCCGCCUCCGAUGGGAUUUCCCGCUUCGCAUCGAAUGUCGCUAUGGCCAAUCGCAGUAGAUGUGGCUCAAGGUCACUUCCGUCUCCCCUCCGAGCCGCUGGAGAACCCUUAUCUGCUGCCGGCGAAGACGGUGGCGAUCUGACGGCUGCCGGCGGAGUCCAUGACUUUCUCGUGCGAGCAGGGGAGGCGCUUUCGAUAGCGUUUCCUCUGUGGGUGAGUUUGGCGUGCUUGGUCGCGCUUUGGAAACCGCCUUCAUUUCUCUGGGUUGACCGAACUUGGCAGAUAGUUGGAUUAACGCUAACAAUGCUAGGAAUGGGGAUGACGCUAACGCUGGAUGAUCUCAGAGCUGCGCUCUUGAUGCCCAGAGAGUUGGCUGCUGGUUUCGUGCUGCAAUACACGUUUUUGAUGCAGGUAAUGCCAUUAUCAGGGUACUUUGUGAGCAAGUUCUUAAAGUUGCCAUCAUAUUAUGCUGCUGGUUUGAUACUUGUGGGCUGCUGCCCCGGAGGAACUGCAAGUAAUAUUGUCACAUUUCUUGCUCGAGGAAAUGUGGCUUUGUCGGUCCUAAUGACCGCAGCAAGCACCUUUGCUGCUGCUAUCAUGACACCUUUCCUAACAUCCAAACUAGCUGGCCAAUUUGUUGCAGUAGAUUCAGCUGGCCUCUUCGUUUCAACAGUGCAGGUUGUACUUUUUCCUGUGCUACUUGGCGCAAUUCUUAAUCAAUACUGCAACAAUCUAGUCAAAUUUGUUUCUCCAGUGAUGCCAUUCAUUGCUGUUGCAACAGUGGCCAUCCUUUGUGGCAGUGCAAUUGCUCAGAGUGCCUCAGCUAUCCUUUCAUCUGGGUUGCAAGUUGUUAUUGCUUCCAUCGCUCUUCACGGCUCAGGUUUUUUCUUCGGCUAUGUGUUAUCGAAGCUGCUGGGCAUUGGCGAUAUAUCGGCACGAACGAUUUCAAUUGAAGUUGGCAUGCAAAAUUCAGUCCUUGGUGUUGUUCUUGCAAGCCAGCAUUUUGGUAACCCUCUCACUGCAGUUCCAUGUGCAGUUUCUAGCAUCUGCCAUUCAAUCUAUGGCAGUGUAUUAGCCGGAAUUUGGAGAUCCAUGCCAGUAGAAACCAAAGUGGAGGAUUGAUGAAUGAACUCUUGAGAGAUGAAUACUAUCAUUGGGUAAGCAGAAUUAAGGCCUCUUUGAUUUUGACUACUAUGAAAUAAUUAGGUUUUGUUACACUAGACUUUGAAUUUAAUUGCUUGCUGGAUGAUAAGUGUCACAUAGCUCUUUAUUGCAUCGUGUUUUCAUGAAAACUUCUGAAUAUUUUUUGUGGAAGGAAAAGAAAAAUAGAACCUUUUUUCUGAAGAUGAUAGUAAGCUGUUUGAUUAAGAAAAUGAUGGGAAAUUGCUAAAA